CACACCUUCCAGUGGAUGUCUGGCUGUGACAUGGGCCCCGACGGGCGCCUCCUCCGCGGGUACAGUCAGUUCGCCUACGACGGCGCCGAUUACAUCGCCCUGAACGGGGACCUGCGCUCCUGGACCGCGGCAGACACUGCGGCUCAGAUCACCUGGCGCAAGUGGGAAGAGGCCAGGGCAGAGGAUCACGCGAGGAGCUACCUGCAGGGGGCUUGCGUGGAGGCGCUGCUCAGAUACCUGGAGAUCGGGAAGGAGACGCUGCAGCGCACAGACCCCCCCAAGACACAUGUGACCUACCACCCCACCUCUGACCAGAAAGUCACCUUGAGGUGCUGGGCCCUGGGCUUCUACCCUGUGGAGAUCUCCAUGACCUGGCAGCGAGAUGGGAAGAACCAGACCAAGGACACGGAGCUGGUGGACACCAGGCCCGGUGGGGAUGGAACCUUCCAGAAGUGGGUGGCUGUGCUGGUGCCUUCUGGAGAGGAGCAGAGAUACACGUGCUAUGUGCAACAUGAGGGGCUGCCGGAGCCCUGAGUCUUGAGAUGGGGUGAGGAGAGCCCCCUCCUCAGCCCUCCAUCCCCUCCGGGGGCCUCAUUGCUGGCCUGGUUCUCCUUGGAGCUGUGCUCACUGGGGCUGUGGUGGCUGCAGCUGUGAUGUGGAGGAAGAAACGCUCAGGCAGCGACAGUCUCCAGGCUCUGAGAUGUGGUCAGCCCCUACAGGGCCCGGUGUCCAGCACCAAGAGGUGACAACCGACCCUCAGGGCCCUGGUCUGCGGGCCUCAAGGCUCCCGGCCCCUGCAGUCAGCGCCUGAGCCCAGGGACUAACUGAGGGGCUCAGCCGGGCUGGACUUACCUCCCUCGCUCAGCUCAGAGCACUUUCUCCCUUGGCGCCUCCAUGUCCUCAUCUCUGGGGUCAGAUGGCAUCAUUGUAGGUGACUCUUUCCCUGGUUCCUUCUGUGGAGUCUCCACAGCUCUCCUUGCGCUGUAUCUUGGCAGGUCCUGUAGUGUAUGUAUAUAUGUGUGUGUAUAUAUCUAGGUAUCUAUGAAUUUGUGCAAUAUUUUGUGAUUUAUAUUAUAAGUAUAAAGAAACAUAUCUGG
Molecule: messenger RNA, 1097 nt
Organism: Condylura cristata (star-nosed mole)
Lineage: Eukaryota; Metazoa; Chordata; Mammalia; Eulipotyphla; Talpidae
Product: class I histocompatibility antigen, Gogo-C*0203 alpha chain-like
Exons: 5
Coding region: 16-534 (172 amino acids)
Biological process (GO): positive regulation of T cell mediated cytotoxicity; immune response; antigen processing and presentation of endogenous peptide antigen via MHC class Ib
Cellular component (GO): external side of plasma membrane
Molecular function (GO): signaling receptor binding; peptide antigen binding
Source: RefSeq, a predicted model, not a curated record